AUAGUAAACUAGCACGUCACUCAGAUAAUUUUCUAAUUAUUUUAUUGUUGUUUUCUUGAAAAUAUGAAAAGUAGACUUCUUUUAGCAUUGUGUUUUGUUUUACUAUUGAGUGACGGUGCAUUGUCGGAAGGUGAACAUGAUAUCAAGAGGGGCGUUUAUCCCUUCAUGGCCUUCCUAUACUAUCCUGACGAGAACGUGGUAGAAGCAACAGGCGAGCGGUUCCUCCGCGGGGCCGUGUUAGUCAAGCCAGAGUGGCUGGUUUCCUCUACCGUGGGGUCCAUGGUGGUUAACGGGGUCCCACUCGGCUUCCCCCGCAAGACUUUGAUGGCGAGACUUGGCACAGUGUCCAUUGACACUAACUUCACUUUGAAUGAAGACGAAGAUGAGCAAGAAAGAGAGGUGAUACAAAUCGUUCGACCACAUAACCACAGCGCGACACAGUGGUGGCAAGACGACAUCAGCCUGCUGAAGACAUUGUUGCCUUUCAACGUGACCACCGCCGUGGCCAUCGCCACCAUACGCUCGAAGCCUGUCGAUGUCAGCAGCACCUGCUUUAUCUUAGUGUUUGCUAAAAGAUAUAGCAACUCCACUGAAGAGAAGCUUCUAAUGCAACUCUACGUUGACCCACUACCAGCCUCCAUCGAAAACUGUGGCCAGCACUUCUCUGAGGCAACCAUGCUGUGCGCCAAUGAUAGCGAUGAAAACAAAAAUGCAGUUUACGACCCUGAGUUUUGCCAAGGAAACAGCGGGGGCCCUCUGGUAUGCGAGAACGAAGUUGCUGGAAUUCAAACUUACAUCGAAAAUAACUGCAAGCAACCACAUCUCUAUCAACUGCUGUCUACUCGGGACAAUUUCAUCACGUGCGGUAUCGAAGACAAAUGCAACGAAGAGAACUGUGGAAACAUGUGCAUGCUCAUCAACAAAGACGACCCAAUCGUAGACGAGCCAACGACUCCAGCCGUAAUGAACUUAGUCUCGGCAGAAGUAACGACGGUGACCGAAGAAAUAACAAUCCCUGUUCAUACUUCUUCAGAGAGCACUGAUGAUGAUGAAGUUUCUACACAGUUGCCUACACUGACAGCUGCGACUCUAAAGAGAAUAACGGUAGAUACUACUACUACCACAGCUGCUACUACUAUAGUCACAACAACGACGACUACUACUAGUGAACCUUCAACGUCGAUCACGAGCGAAGAAACAGAGGAGGUCUCAUGGCCGAAAGAGAAAUAUCCCGAACGCAUGAAAGGUUUCGAAGAGGAAGAAAAUAAAAUUGAAAGAAAGACCAGCGUGGAAGCUCAGCGCCAGGACGUAAAGGUUAAAGCGAAGCGGAGCGGCGCUGCUGAGAGAAACUUGUGCUUAUUCCAAAGUGUAUUUAGUCUGUUGAUUUUGGCUAAUUUGAUGUAA
This is a messenger RNA of Ostrinia furnacalis (Asian corn borer), 1404 nucleotides long. RefSeq lists its product as uncharacterized. Bases 64 to 1404 code for a protein of 446 amino acids. Gene Ontology annotation, molecular function: serine-type endopeptidase activity. Lineage: Eukaryota; Metazoa; Arthropoda; Insecta; Lepidoptera; Crambidae. The transcript is spliced from 6 exons. The record is from RefSeq and is a predicted model, not a curated record. Gene Ontology annotation, biological process: proteolysis.